Molecule: messenger RNA, 339 nt
Organism: Laccaria bicolor S238N-H82
Lineage: Eukaryota; Fungi; Basidiomycota; Agaricomycetes; Agaricales; Hydnangiaceae
Exons: 2
Coding region: 1-339 (112 amino acids)
Source: RefSeq, a predicted model, not a curated record
AUGCCCAAAUACCGGCUGGGAGGCUUUUUUUUUGACAUCUCGUCGAUUUUGUCCGGACUCUGGCUCUGGGCAGUUUCGAAUUUUGUCACUUUUUGUCCGGAUUGGCCCCCAGCUGUAGGGCCUAAAAUCCACAUUUUUUGUCCGGAUCGGGACCAGGGCUUUCCUGCUAUUGCCCGGGGUCCUAGUUCCUGUAUCACCCCAGCGCUUAUGAUAGAUCGCCGGCCUCCAACUUUUUUGGUCUUCUCGGCCACUGCAAUCUUCAGUACCAGUUGUCGUAUCACCGAUAAACGCGUAUUGUGGUCCAGACUCACCUUCUACGCGGGUCAUGGUCUAUUCUAA